AUGUUGAAAAGGUUACAGAGUCUACAGUUUCUGAAAGCAGUGGAUUGUAGUUCAUUAGAAGAGGUUUUUGAUAUGGAAGGGAUAAAUGUGAAGGAAGCUGUAGCAGUCACUCAGUUGAGUAAAUUGAUUCUACAAUUUCUGCCAAAGGUUAAACAGAUAUGGAAUAAGGAACCCCGUGGAAUUCUCACUUUUCAAAACUUAAAAUCAGUAAUGAUUGAUCAAUGUCAGAGUUUGAAAAACCUUUUUCCAGCAUCUUUAGUCAGAGAUCUAGUGCAACUUCAGGAACUGCAAGUGUGGUCUUGUGGGAUAGAGGUAAUUGUUGCAAAGGACAAUGGAGUCAAGACAGCAGCUAAGUUUGUAUUCCCUAAAGUAACCUCUCUCAGACUCUCCCAUCUACAUCAACUCAGGAGUUUCUACCCAGGGGCACAUACUUCACAGUGGCCAUUGUUGAAAGAACUGAAGGUGCAUGAGUGCCCUGAAGUCGAUUUAUUUGCAUUUGAAACUCCAACAUUCCAACAAAUACAUCAUAUGGGAAAUCUUGAUAUGCUGAUUCACCAGCCCCUUUUCUUGGUGCAACAGGUUGCAUUCCCUAACUUGGAGGAAUUAACAUUGGAUUACAACAACGCGACAGAAAUAUGGCAAGAACAAUUUCCAGUUAAUUCCUUUUGCAGACUAAGAGUUCUGAAUUUUGAUAAAUUUGGCACCAUGCUCGGUAUCUUUCCAAAAUCUAGAUACUCUAGACGUGUGGUCUUGUGGCAGUCUGAAAAGUUUGAUAUCACCCUUGGUAGCUAA
Molecule: messenger RNA, 792 nt
Organism: Vitis vinifera (wine grape)
Lineage: Eukaryota; Viridiplantae; Streptophyta; Magnoliopsida; Vitales; Vitaceae
Exons: 3
Coding region: 1-792 (263 amino acids)
Source: RefSeq, a predicted model, not a curated record